UUAUUUACUCGUGGAUGAAGUAACAAAUGUUUUACCUGAAUACUCACAGAAGUAAAAAAGAAUAUUUAAUAAAAAUUUCUACUUAUUAGAAAACUUAUGUGUGGACGUAAUAAUAACCUGACAAAUAUUUAUUACGCUAAAGAGCUUCUGUCAUAUCUGAAGCAUCGUCAUUUAAAACACGUGUGGCAAGAAUUUAUAAAUCGCCCUGCUGAACAGCAGCUACUAGAAGAGGUGGCAACUUUAGCUGCACAAUGGUUUCAGCCGGACAAAAAUAUCUCUUAUUUGCAUAUAGAAAGCCACCUGGAUAAAAUCGCACAACAGGUAAUGGAGCAUCUUAAAAGUGUGAAUCCCAAUCAUCCGAUAUUCUUGGCAUUGCGUGAACAAUUCUUGUUUUGGAAAUGCCAUAAUAUCGAUGAAAAUCACUGGGACAACAGCGAUGGAAGACAAAUUCUAGAUAGUCUUUGCAAGAUAUUAUUUUUUGAACUAAACUUCCGUGCAGUUGGAUAUGGUGAGAUAGGAAGACGACGCACAGCACAUGCAUUCAUACAUUCCGUCUUAGAGAUGAAAGUUGGUAAAGCACUACCGCUGGCAAUCAUAUUCCAGAGUGUUGCAAGAAGACUUGGCAUACGCUGUGAUCUACUAUCUUUUCCUGUAAUUUUAGCUAAUAGCUGGGGCUACAGUUAUUGGUUAUUAAGAUGGAAACCAAAAUGGAAUCUAAAUCCUAAUGACGAAGAAUGCUUUUAUAUCAAUGUCUUACAUCGUGGAAUCAUUCUAGAUAAUAACUGGUCCAGAAUUUGUGAGGUUGCAAAAUGUACCAUACGUUCUGAUAGCUAUUGCAGAGUAAAUACCUUCGAGCUCCUACUAGAAAUAAGUUACUAUUAUGCUGUAUCAGUAGAUUGUUUUUUGGAGGCAACGAUUGUUAGAAGUUUUAAAGGCGUCGCAUACGUGACUGAUAAAAUUUGUUGGUUUUCGAGGCUUCUAGAUCUGAUAAAACGAGAGAAGGGAUACCUGACGACCUUCGAGUUUUAUAUAAGAGACAAGGACACUAUAUUGAAAUUUAUACAACGAGUGCAAAAGGUUCAAUCUAAUGCACUCAAUGAAAAGGGAUGGACCAAGUUAGCACGAGAUACAGUAACUGGGAUGGUAUCUGUGGUAUGUAAAAAAGACAAAUGCAGACUCAAACGAAAGAAGAGAAAGGCUGGAAUGAAAUUCGCAGUUGGAAUGAUCGUGAGAAUUCUCUCUUCGAAUAAAAUAGGCGUGAUAAUCAGAUGGGAGAAGUUAGAAUUGAGCUUGAGAACCAAGAAAUCAUCUUUAUACUACACAGUCCUUUGCGACUGCAAGAAGACACAUUGUGUCCCCGAAGAGAAUUUAAGAAGAGUAGUUAAGAGUAUACGGAUACCUAUAAACACCGACAUAACCGGCAUAUAUUUUUCUACAUUCAAAGCUAAGCUGGUUUAGAUAUCGGCCUAAUGAGGUCAGCAAACGGCUCAAUCGACCAUUCUACAAUUUAUUAUAAAAUAGGAGCAACACGUAAUUCGAAGAUGUUUUAAAACGCAGAAAGUUACAAUUGUAGAAUAACGAUGUUAAGGUGAGUUUACGCGCAAUGAAGGCGCGUAAUUCAGGUCAAACUCGUGCCGACAAUUUGAAUUUCAGGCGAUGAGAUAGCGGAGAAUCGUGAUUAAUUCGGUAUUACAUCGAUGCGGUUGGUCUUGCGGUUUGGUCAGUAUCGCAACGAUGCCGGACGUUUAUCGAUGUACACAGCUGGCAUUUUGACGGCGCACGACUGAAAUCGAAUGACUAGUUUAACGCCUCGAGCGUUAAUGCGCUUAAUGUAUGUAAUCAAUUGAUUGGUCGUCUUCCUUAAUCUUAAAUUUUAUUUUAAGCAAAUAACGAAUAUUUCUAGAAGAUUUCUAAUUGAAUAUUUCUAUAAGAAUUCUAAUAUAUCUAUAUAUGUAUAUAUAUACUAUCUAUUAUUGUUUUUGUAUGUACAAAAAAAUCAAAUUUGUAUUCGUUGAAAUUUUCCAUUAGAAAAUCCCGCAGGAGUUAACCGCUGUCAUCGACCGAUCACGAUGCAGCAUCACCUUCGACCUUGUCGAUCAUGGACAGACGAUCACGACGUAUAAACGGGCGGGGAAGGACACGGGGUGCUAAUAACGUUAGCAAAUGUUGCGCCGCUAUUUCCGAUGUCCCUGCAUGCAAUCUCAUAUCUGCAACGGCUCAAUAUAUCGAAACGUAUAUGUCGGACAUUGCUAACUGGACGCAAUCGUUCUGAAAGCGAGACGAUCAUAUGAUAGCGAUAUCUCGGAGCAGAUAACGCGUGUAACAUCGGGGUUUCUUUGCAAAUUAUCGCAUCAAUAAUCUCACGAUGAUUCGUCAAACGAUUCAUAAUUCAUAAUUUAUCCAAUCAACACAAAGAACUUCCUGCUAUAUUAAUAUUACUAAUAUUAAUAUUAAUAUAACUAAUACUAAUAUUACUAAAAAA
Ooceraea biroi (clonal raider ant) is the source of this 2482-nucleotide messenger RNA. RefSeq lists its product as uncharacterized. Lineage: Eukaryota; Metazoa; Arthropoda; Insecta; Hymenoptera; Formicidae. The record is from RefSeq and is a predicted model, not a curated record.